AUUUCGCUUUUGUUUUUCCCUCUCUCCAUUUUUAACCUCUCCCAGUUCUGCACACCUCCGGAGUAUUUGCCCCACCUUAACCCGGCCGGUGUAACCACCACGCAUGGCGGUGGAAUCGCCGACUGACGUCAUGGCGUCUCUGAUGGAGCAGUUGAAGCUCGAUGACCCAUGGAUACCGCCUAGAUCGUGGGACUCCGUUCCUUCUCAAACUGGCGCGUCCUCUCACUCUCACUCUUCUCAAUUUCUGUACCCCGCUUCCACUGUCUCUGAGCCCAGUUUGGUGAGAUUGGUGAUGAAUGCUCUACAGGGUGUAGAAUCUGCUUUAAUAUCUAUUGAUAAACUCUCUGCAGUAUUUUGUUACAAUUCAGCAGAUAGAACUUCUCAUCAAAUUCCAAGUUUAUGGACCCGGUGUUUGAGUACUUCUGCUUUAGGAGAUCUACUUAAAUCUAUUGGCAAGUUUGGUUGCAUUGUUUUCCUCCUCCAUAAGUUUGUCAGUUACUUCACGAGUCCGGAUAUUGAUGGAAUAGUAGACAAGGAGGAAUAUCGAAAUAAUGAUUCCUCUGAAGAGUUGAGAGGACCACCACCUAAGCGCACCCUUAGCAACCAAGCAUUUGCAGUUGCUGUGGGGAAGGUCGUAGAUGGCUAUAUCUCUGCACUUAAUACAUUAUCUGCAUCUGUGAGUUUAAGGCGUUCCUCGAAGAGUAAUCUUGGAGGCUGUCUUACUAAUAUUGGGCAUUCAGAAGUUACGGUCUUGGAGGUAUAUCUUCACACGACUGGCUUGAGGACUCAGAUGGAAUCCCUUGGAAACAUCUGCAAUAUCAAUAAUCUUGCCCUUAACUUUCCAGCCUUGUCUUUCGAAGACCUAAACAGCGAAGCAAAUCUAGAGUUCAGUAUCUUCCCCAGAGGCGGUGCUCUGCUCUCAUAUUUGUAUGCUCAGCUAAAGGUUGCUGAUCCAGAUCAUUGUGCCCUCCUCAAGUUCCUCUUUCUCCAGGCAUAUGAACCAUAUUGUGGUUUCAUUAGAUCAUGGAUUUAUGAUGGCAGAAUUAGCGAUCCUUAUCACGAGUUCAUAGUGGAGUAUGUCAACGAGCUUCAAACUUCUGCAUUUGUUGAUACUGGAAUUUCCAUUGACUUGCCAUUAUCCACCAUUAAGGUGCGAGAUGGAGUUGCUAUACCCUGUUUUCUGGAAGAGUUCUUGAUUCCACUUUUUAGAGCUGGUCAGCAGCUUCAAGUGAUAAUGAAGUUGGUCGAGUUGUGUCGUAAUGAUUAUGCACACGAUAAUUCUCAUGAAGGGGUUUUUCCCUGCUUGAUUGGUUUGUCAAGUGAAUAUCCAUGGUUUACAUUCCCCCUAACAUUUGACAAAGGAACUAUUGAAACUAUGGUACUUGCAAGAGCCAGUUAUUACCAACAAAUGCUGGAAAAGAUUGACAACAUUUUAACUAAAUUCGAAUAUAGUUCUCGACAGGCCAAUUCUCAAGGCAUUCCAUUAAUUGGAAAUAACCUUAAUGAUCCAGUAUCAUCUGGUGCUGAUGACAGCUUGUUUCCACCUCUAACAGAUGGAAGAGACAAAGAUUUGCCUGAUUCAGAGGUUUCAAGCAUUGUGGAUGAGUAUUCUUAUACUGAAGAUCUGUUGGACUCAUCUGAAUGCUCAUCUAUUAAAAGCUCUGAAGAGCAAAACAACACCAGCCAGACGAUUUAUAUGCAUCGUGGAAAUGUGGGCUUGGAACCAAGUUACUUAUCUGCUUUGGAUAUCUCCCUGUGUUUGUCCACUAAUAAUUCAGUGCAACAGCUUUCCCAAAAGGGCAUGUCAUUAUGUUUGGAUGUUAUUCCUUGUGAGAGAGAUGAGAGAUCAGAUUAUGCGAAUCCUUGUAAUGAUGGAGCAAAUCUAAGUGAGCUAGAAUUUUUGCAGACUCCCGAAACCCUGGCUACCAGUAGAGAGCAUGAUAUAUGGAUGUUAGAUGGUCAUGGUGCAGGCAGAGGUAACACUGAAAAUGCAUGGGGGCAUACUAGUGAUUGUGUAGAGAAUCUGAGCAAGGAAAACCUUAGAUUCUCAAGGACUGGCACGUUAGAUUGCUUUGAUUUAGGUAACAAUGAAAAUGCCUCCACAGUGAAUGCUAUCAAUAAAGAUCAGCAUCCACAUGGAACCUUUGGAUUGUCAAAUACAUUCAGUUCUCAGGAGUGGAAGCUGAAAUACAAUUCUACUUUUUUUAGCAUGAACCCAGCACUGAAUAAAAGUUCUUUUCUAAACCCAAGGACCACACUUGGAGAGAUAUGCUCUACAAAUUACAGGGAGUCAUCUUACUUUGAUUUUACAUCUGUACAAGAUCCAUGCAAGGAAUAUGUGGAUAAGUUGGCUAGCUGUCCUCAGCGUAUAUUUGGAGCCGAAUUUUCAGCUAUAACUGAAGCUAAUGCUGCUGCUAUUAUUAACAAUAGUCAAGAUUGUAUAGAAGGAUACAAUGAAAAGACCUUAGAGAAUAAUGCCAAAUUCACUCAUGUUAGUUCUCUUCUACAUAAAAAGGCUGUUGACGAGGGUUCAUCGCUACCUAAUAUAUCUGGUGGCAGUACCUGGGAGACCCUGCUUUGUAAAUCUGGUAAUAUUGCCAACAAAUUCACCAGAGAUCACAGGAUGAGGUUGGUGGCAGCAAUUGAGAUGCCGCUGGAUUUUGUCAUAAGAAAAUGUGUAUUGGAAGAGAUAUUGCUUCAGUAUAAAUAUAUAAGCAAGUUGACCAUCAAAUUUCUUAUAGAAGGAUUUGAGUUGCAAGAACAUUUGCUGGCACUACGGCGGUACCAUUUCAUGGAAGUUGCAGACUGGGCUGAUUUAUUUAUCAUGUCUCUUUGGCAUCAUAAAUGGCAUGUAAAGGAGGCAGAUAAGAGAAUACCAGAGAUUCAGGGGGUUCUUGAGUUGUCAGUCCAAAGGUCUUCAUGUGAAGGGGACCCAUAUAAGGAAAGAUUGUUCGCGUACCUGAAAGGAGAUGGGAUGGUACACCUAUCAGCUUCUGCCACUGGAAUCCACUCCUUUGAUUUGCUGGGAUUGGGUUAUCGAGUGGAUUGGCCAGUCAGUGUCAUUUUGACACCUGCUGCAUUAAGUAUAUAUUCUGAGAUCUUUAGCUUCCUAAUACAAGUGAAGCUCGCUGUUUUUUCUCUAAGUGAUGUCUGGUUCUCACUGAAGAGUUUUGGUGGGAAACAACACGAACAAGAAGUGCUUCACAUUUCAAUCUUAAACGAAACAAGGCACAAACUUAACCAUUUUGUGUCUACGUUACAGCAAUAUGUACAAUCACAAUUAUCCCAAGUAUCGUGGUGCAGAUUUCUGCACUCUCUUAAGCACAAGGUCAAUGAUAUGAUGGAUCUUGAGUCAGUGCAUAUGGUGUAUUUGACUGAAUCUUUGCACAUAUGUUUCUUGUCCAAUGAAACACGGUCAGUAGCUAGCAUUAUGCAAAACAUCUUGCAAUCUGCUAUGGACUUUCGGUCUUCCUUAACUGGAAGCAUUUUGGAGGCUAGAUCCAAUGAUGAAAAACCGGUUGACAGGUUUUCUCAGAUUGACAUUUCACAGGUGCUCUUGAUAAGAAGAACUUUUGCCAAGAAUCUUAAAGAGUUGUACUUAACUUAUCUCAGAUCACCUAAGCAUGGGGAAUUUGGUAUUUCACGUUUUUGGGAUUAUCUCAAUUAUAAUGAGUAUUAUGCAGAGGUAGUUGGUAAACAAAUGGGCCACCAUAUUUUUCCUUCAUGAAGCUCCAGGACUACUGCUAACAGAGAUAACGCCAUUGUAAUUAGGCACAUUGUGCAAUAUUUCAAGUCUUUUGCAGAGAUUCCCAGAAUUCUUCACAUUACUCUUAUUACCAUUUAGAAACCCCGGGCCUUGGUGAUAUCGACGUUUCUGUUAUAUUUGCAGUUAUAUACAUGAUAUAUGUAUAGCUAUGUAAUGGAAAUGUUCGUGACGGCUUAAAGUCAUUACCUUUUUUGAAUUUCAUCGAGAGUUUAUUUUGUCAGGCACUUUAAUGUAGCCAAAUGAAAAAUGUCUAGGGAGUCGGUGUUGCAUUUUUGUUGUAAUUGUAGGCAAUAUUUGUGGGAGAUUUUUCCCAAAGUAGUUGCACUAUAUAAGAUUAACCUUUUUCUUCCCAUAUA
Molecule: messenger RNA, 4122 nt
Organism: Olea europaea var. sylvestris
Lineage: Eukaryota; Viridiplantae; Streptophyta; Magnoliopsida; Lamiales; Oleaceae
Exons: 14
Coding region: 104-3727 (1207 amino acids)
Biological process (GO): spindle assembly; meiotic cell cycle; mitotic cell cycle
Cellular component (GO): gamma-tubulin complex; centrosome; spindle pole
Molecular function (GO): microtubule minus-end binding; gamma-tubulin binding
Source: RefSeq, a predicted model, not a curated record